AUGAUUUCUGUAUUUAAUUUAGAAGAAAUUUGUUUAGAAACGCCUAAACGUUUUAAAGGUCAAAAAGAAGAUUCAAUAUUAAUUGUUACUGGUACUAUUGAUGAUCCUAUUUAUAUCUCCACUGAUAAUUCCAAUACUAAUACUCCAACCAAUUCACCUCUAAACGGUAUUAAUUUACCCCUAAACGGUAUAGCUCCUACUCUAAAUGGUACUAAUUUACCCCUAAACGGUAUAGCUCAACCUCUAAAUGGUACUAAUUUACCCUUAAAUGGUACUAAUUUACCCUUAAAUGGUACUAAUUUACCCUUAAAUGGUACUAAUUUACCUCUAAAUGGUAUAGCUCAACCUUUAAAUGGUACUAAUUUACCCUUAAAUGGUACAGCUGAUACUCCUACACAUGUUACAAUUUCACCUACAGGACCAAAUUUAACCAAUACACCUAAAAACUCUACUUACAAUACAAUUCCUACUACUCCUAAACCUCAUACACCUACUCACACUACUAAACCUACUCCUACUACUAAACCUCAUACUACUGUUACUCCUAAACCCACUCAUACUCCUAAUCCUAUUGUCACACCAAUUAAAAAAAAUAUAUAUAAACAAGAAUAUAAGCAUAAAUUUUUAUUAAAAUUAAGAAAGAAACAGUAUGAGAAUAAUUUUGAUUUGGGACUUUAUUUUCUGGUUCGAUUUGGUGGUCCAAGAUCCUCAAUGGGUACAUCAAUUUUAAUGGAUGAUGAGUUAUUGGAAUGUUCCGAGUUAUCAAAAUUUAGAAAUAAUCGAGACUUGAAUGAGUGGUUUGAUUUUCAAUAUAAAAGUUUAUACAAAAAUUUGAGGAAACGUAUGGAUUUUAAUAAUUUAUCUGUUUCUCAAGUCAAUAAACGACUUUCUAGAGAACUUCCAAGAAAACGUUGGUUCACACGUGAAAAAUUAUAUAAUAAAACUAUUGAACAGGAAAAUUGGAAUCCUUUUUCUAUCUUUGGUUCCAUUCCUUAUGUUAGUCUUAAUGAUGUUUUUAAUCUUGAAUCUUCUAAAAAUUAUAUUAUAGGUACACUUAAAGAUUUUCUUAUUACAUCCUCCGUUACGGUGCUUGGUCACACGGCCACUAAUAGUACUGAGGUUACUGGUACUAGUGCUAACCUUACCAAAGGUAUCAGUACUAGUACUAAUAACCUAACUACCAGUACUACUAAUACUACUACUAUGGGAAAGGGAGCUAAUGACACUUUUAGUACUAAGGGAAAGGGAGCUAAUUCUGUGGGUAUGGAGUGUACUAGUGAGAAAAAUACUAAUGAAAUUGCUGCUGUAACUAAAUUUGGGGAGUCGAAUACUUUUACUGAGGGAGUUCGUACUAAGGGCAGUAAGGUUACUAAUACUAGGGGAUCUGGUACUAAUACUAAGGAAACCCCUUUAGGGGGUGCCGUUGGAGCAAGCACCGUAACUGAGGAGAAAAUUUUAUAUAAUUAUUUAAAUGAAAAAUGGAAAAAUGAAUCAAAAAAAAUAACAAAUUGGAAUAAUGAUCCAUUAUUAACAACAGAAGUAUUAUGGUAUAUAAAUGCAACAAAUAAAUAUUUGGAUAAAUCGCAAAAUGUAUGUAUAUUACAAAAAUGUUAUUGUGUAACACCAGAUCCAAAUAUAAGAUUCAAUUGGAAUGAUCCAAGAUGUUCAAUAUGGAGAAAUUAUGAUGGACCAAGACCAUCAAUGGGUGAAAUCUUAACCAAAUCAAAUUAUAAAUAUAAUCUAGAAAAAUAUAAUAAUUUCAAAAAUAAAUUACAUAAUUCCAUUCCAACACAAGAUGAUCAUAUCAAAUUACAAUAUUAUUAUAAUUAUUUCAAUCUUAAUCAUUAUUCACAUUCUUAA
Molecule: messenger RNA, 1860 nt
Organism: Theileria annulata
Lineage: Eukaryota; Apicomplexa; Aconoidasida; Piroplasmida; Theileriidae
Exons: 1
Coding region: 1-1860 (619 amino acids)
Source: RefSeq, a predicted model, not a curated record